Molecule: messenger RNA, 588 nt
Organism: Knipowitschia caucasica
Lineage: Eukaryota; Metazoa; Chordata; Actinopteri; Gobiiformes; Gobiidae
Source: the annotation of a GenBank genome assembly
AUGUUGGUGGUGGUGGUCGUGCUGCUGCUACUGGUGAUGAUGCAGCUGCUGCUGGUGAUGAUGCAGCUGCUUCUGAUGACGGUGGAGGUGUUGAGAUCCUUCGAGGUGGUGGUGGUGUUGAGAUCCUUCGAGGUGGUGGAGGUGUUGAGAUCCUUCGAGGUGGUGGUGGUGUUGAGAUCCUUCGAGGUGGUGGUGGUGUUGAGAUCCUUCGAGGUGGUGGAGGUGUUGAGAUCCUUCGAGGUGGUGGUGGUGUUGAGAUCCUUCGAGGUGGUGGAGGUGUUGAGAUCCUUCGAGGUGGUGGAGGUGUUGAGAUCCUUCGAGGUGGUGGUGGUGUUGAGAUCCUUCGAGGUGGUGGUGGUGUUGAGAUCCUUCGAGGUGGUGGUGGUGUUGAGAUCCUUCGAGGUGGUGGAGGUGUUGAGAUCCUUCGAGGUGGUGGUGGUGUUGAGAUCCUUCGAGGUGGUGGAGGUGUUGAGAUCCUUCGAGGUUGUGGAGGUGUUGAGAUCCUUCGAGGUGGUGGUGGUGUUGAGAUCCUUCGAGGUGGUGGAGGUGUUGAGAUCCUUCGAGGACAAGCUCCAACAGAGGCGCUGA